AUGGGAAGCUGCCAGAGCAGACUCCUUCUUCCAGCCUUGGCGCUCGUCUCUGCACUGGCCGGAGAGCCAGCGCAGUGCCCGGCAGGUUCCUUCUGCCCUCCAAAGAGUGCGGCUCCGAUCCUGUCUCCCGGCGGGCAAUUCUGCCCCUUUGGCAGCUCCCAGCCGACGGAUUGUCCGGAGAAACAGCACUGUCCCUCCAACAGCUCUCGGCCCCAGCAGUGUCCAGCCGGAUCCUUCUGCCCAAGUGCGUCGGCAGCUCCGGUGAUUUGUCCACUGGGACAUUUCUGCCCCAACGGAAGCUCUGAACCGAAGAAGUGUCCUGCAGGAUAUAGAUGUGAAAGCCACCUCGACAUCAGAACUCUGCUUGCUCCUGAAGGGCUGGUCCAGUGGAAUCAGCUCAUGAGCAGCGCCAAGAAGUUCGCACUCGUGCGGGGAGAGCUGCACUCCAUGCUGAUGGUGAAUCACCAACUUUGGGCACGGGGCGACAACCGCAAUGGCCAGUUGGGGAUUGGCAGCACGGUGAAUCCAGAGUUGCCCACGAAGGUCGCAAUCAACGAACAAGUUGCGGCGAUUGCUGCCGGCGUAUAUCACAGCUUGGCAGUGACAGCCUCCGGUGAGUUGUACACCUGGGGCAGCAACAAUCACGGUCAGUUGGGGAUUGGGAGCAAAGAGAAUCAGCUUACUCCGACCAGGGUGUUGACCACGGAGAAGUUUGUGGCCAUUGCUGCCGCUGGAUAUCACAGUUUGGCUUUGACUGCGUCUGGAGAGGUGUACACAUGGGGCCGCAACCAUGGGGGGCAGCUGGGAAUUGGCAACACGCACGACCAGCUUCGUCCGACCAAAGUCUGGAGCGACAAGAGAUUUGUGGCCAUUGCUACUGGUAAUUGGCACAGUUUGGCUUUGACAGCCUCUGGCGAAUUGUGGACAUGGGGCGGGAACAAUGUCGGACAGCUGGGCAUUGGGAACAGGCAAGAUCAGCUUACUCCGAUCCAGGUUUCGAACUACCACAGGUUUGUGGCUAUUGAGGCUGCUUGGGACCACAGUGUUGCCCUGACUAGUUCGGGCCGUUUGUGGACAUGGGGUCGCAACGACGAUGGGCAGUUGGGCAUUGGCAGCACGAGCGAACAGCUCCGGCCGACACAAGUCUCGAGCGGCGAGGCCUUUGUGGCCAUUUCUGUGAGGGAUUAUCACUGUAGUAUGGCUUUGACGGUCUCUGGGGAGUGGUGGGCUUGGGGCCGCAUUGGGCAGUUUGGAAUUGGCCAUACAAAUUGUCAGACAAGGCCGACGAAAGUCUUGAGCAACCAGAGCUGUGCAGCUGCUGCUGUGGCUGUGACCCAUUUGUACGCAUGGGGCAACAACGGUGUCGGGCAGUUGGGAAUUGGCAACACUGAGAGACCGGAUUCGCCGACGAAAGUCUCCAACGCCUUCUUUGAAGACAAUAGUGAUGACGCUCCCAAGCAGUUUCUCGCUUCGAAGUGGCGCAGCUGCGACGAGAUGUUUUGCGGAGAGGACUUGGCGACGACCAUGAAGAACGCCUGGUGCGAAGUCUCACCCGGCAGCGCCGUGCAGUGUGGCAGUGUCUACCGGCGAGCUCGUCACUGCUCGGCUCAGGAGACCUUUCGUGGUUUCCUCGGCGCCUCCGAAGCUCUCCCGUGUGAGGCUGGAACGUACUGCCCGGAAGGCAAGGGAUUCGCUCUCCCUUGCCCAGAAGGUCAUUUCUGCAACCGCAGAGCCGGUCAUCCUGAACCUUGUGCCAGUGGAUGGGUUUGUCCAGCCGGAACGUCCAACGAAACCACGCCUGGCGUGCAGCAUGCAGCAGCUGCCGAAGCAGGUUCUGAUGCUGGCAGGAUGGAAGAGCAGCAAGUUGUGGUGUCAUUGGCAGUGAUGAUAGCAUUGGUGGUUGGCGCAGGGAGGGCAUUCUGGGGCAAGGGGUCAAAAAGUUUGGAAGUGGCAGUGCUGGAGCGAGAUCCUUCCGUUUUUCCUGUGACACGUACAGUCCAGGAUGGGAAGCGCUUGGUUGCUGUUGAAUGCGCUGGUGUGAGCAUUCACAAUGUGCGGAUUGAGUAUGAUGGUCGGAGCAAAGGAAGGAUUCAAAUUGACCGGAAGGAGGCACUCGGUCUACGAGCCAUUUCCUGGGAACGGGACUUCCAGUUUGAUGAUGAGGGCAGCUGGUUCGAGUGGUUGCAAUCAGAGACGAGGUGUGAAGAUGGCCUCCUGGUGAUUCCCUUCCAGCCGGUGGCUCCGCAACGGCAGGUACUUCGGGUUCCGCAGGUCUUUCACAUGGGCGACGACCCAUGCGACGAUGCGCCCGAGACGACGGAUGCGAAGGCGUCCAAGAGUGAAGUGGUGUCAGUGACCAGCUUUGAUCUCAGCUCUGCAAGCAAAACCGGUUCAUCUUGGCAACGUUGCUGA
Messenger RNA from Durusdinium trenchii, 2412 nucleotides. The record is from the annotation of a GenBank genome assembly. NCBI's taxonomy places the organism in Eukaryota, Dinophyceae, Suessiales, Symbiodiniaceae.